This is a messenger RNA of Trichoderma asperellum CBS 433.97, 444 nucleotides long. Lineage: Eukaryota; Fungi; Ascomycota; Sordariomycetes; Hypocreales; Hypocreaceae. The record is from RefSeq and is a predicted model, not a curated record.
AUGCUAUCGUUGAGCGUUUGCCAGGCUGCUGCUAUUAUUAGCAUAGCGUCUGCUGAAAUUGUUUCUGUAACAUUUAAUACGCUUUACGACAAUCCUUCUCGUUCAUUGAGUGAAGUCGCUUGUUGGAGAAAGGGUGUCGGAUUCGAGCCUAAUUUGGAUUGGAAACUUCAAAAAGAUGCAGUGGAAUUUAUUGGAAUCGACGCGAUUCAUAGCUUCGGUCUUGCCCGAUGCUUUUCCUGCUGGAAACUCGAGUAUGGUGAAAAGCAUAAAUUCUUCUUUGCAAUUGACAGCACCGACUCGGGUUUUGUCCUCUCCCUGAACGCCAUGCAGUCUCUUACAGGAGGCCAGGCUAGGGAGCUUGUCCGAAUUGACGCAAAGGCAACUCAAGUUGACGUAUCAAACUGCGGGAUAUCUGAAGUUGAUCUACAUAGGUACGACUUUUAA